AUGAAUGCCUUCGCUUUUAUCAUGUACGCUUUUACCUGAUAACGAAAAUUUCUACAUGUUCCCAACCUUUUAGACAAAUUCUCAUACUUCUGAAGUCAGUUGGCGCCGACUAUGCUCCGUUUCUCAGCGACAUUCUGGCCGCAGCUGGCAAUCAUUCAGCAGGAAAAACGCCUAAAGUAUAGGACUGAAAUCAAGUUUAAAUUCGAAUUGUUUUUUUUGCAGUUAGUCUUCAUAAACCACUUCAACAUGAUUCCAAUGUCGCACUAUCCGGUGAAGCGUAACGGCCCAACGAAGGAAACACCGCCGAAUAAGAUGUAUUUGGUGGUGAGGGAUCGGGAGAUUCUCACAAAUUGAGCUGGAUACAUUUCAGCCAGAGUACGUGACCACUCUCAUCAACACCAUCUACUACACGCUGACCGUCCUCGUCAUCCUCCAUCUUCUCCGCCGUCGCGCCAUCGACCACAACGCCGGAUUCGUCUCACCGGAUUUGGACGAGUCGGAAGAGCAGAUGCUGGAGGAGUACCGCAGCAUGGGAAAGUCGGAGCGCACGCGUCUCUUCUUCUAUAAACUGUGGACGAACCACGUGGCGACGGCGUGGAAACUGAACUCCACGUUCGAAAGGGAUUUCGAUUCGAAGGCGAGCGAAUUGAGCGAGGAACAGUACUUGAAGGUGAGCGGAGAAAUGAAAUCAGGCGGGCGGAGGAACAGGAAUUUCAGAUGAAACAACUGAAAAUGGAAAAAGUGAUAUUGAAGAAGCCGUCGGAAAUUGAUGACUUGUGA
Messenger RNA from Caenorhabditis sp. 36 PRJEB53466, 780 nucleotides. The record is from the annotation of a GenBank genome assembly. Lineage: Eukaryota; Metazoa; Nematoda; Chromadorea; Rhabditida; Rhabditidae.